Symbiodinium necroappetens is the source of this 1535-nucleotide messenger RNA. The record is from the annotation of a GenBank genome assembly. Lineage: Eukaryota; Dinophyceae; Suessiales; Symbiodiniaceae.
GAUCUCUUCUCCGGCUUUGUGGUCUCGAUCGAUCUCGCAUUGGCCUGUGUCGAUAUUGAUCUCCGUGCUGGUGGUGCGCCAGCACCGACCUGGGCUUUCUUGGUCUGUCAGGUCUGCCUGGCUUUCUAUGUCCUAGAGUUGUUUUGGCAUGUCUUCGUCGGCCGGUGGCAGGUGCUGAGGACACUUGACUGGUGGAUCGAUGCUAGUAUCGUCAUUGCCUCGAUCAUAGAGAUCGCGUUCCUCCUCAUGGGAAGCACUGCCGAAGAGGUCCGAGUUUUCAAGCUGCUGCGGAUAGCCAGGAUCAUGCGGCUCAUCCGCUUCAUUCGGAAGUCACCCUCGCUUCGGGAGCUGCGCAAACUCAUGAUGAUGUUUGCUAGCGUUAUCCGCACGCUUGCGUGGUCCUUUCUUUUCUGCUUUAUCGCCACAACCUUGUGGUCCAUGGUGGCAGUCGAGCUCGUGAACCCAGUCCUGCAAGAUCUGGCGACUGAAGGUGAGUUCGACGACUGCAAAGAAUGCAAAGAUGCAUUUGCCACGAUCCUGCAGUCAAACCUCACAUUUCUACAGACAAUGCUGGCAGGGGAUAGCUGGGGCAAAGUGGCCAUGCCCGUGAUCCGUAGGCAGCCUUAUACAGCUGCGAUCUUCGUGGGUGCGCUGGUUUCCGUCAUGUACGGCAUAUUGAACCUGGUCGUGGCAGUCAUCGUUGAUGCAGCCAUGGAGCAGAGGGAGAAGGACAUCACGACCUUGGCUGCAGAUUUGGAUUACGAGCUGGAGGAGGAUCUGAAGCAUUUGGGGCAAAUGUUCAAGAAAGUGGAUGCAAACGGGGAUGGUGAGCUCUCUCUGUCAGAGCUGCUUCAGGGGGCAGAGAAGGACGCGGAAUUCCAGAAUCGCUUGCGGGUCAUGGACAUCGACGCGGUGGAUCUGGAGCAGCUGUUCCACAUGCUGGAUGAGGAUCACUCCGGGUCCAUCAGUCCUGAUGAGUUCACUUUGGCGCUCAGCCGCUGGAUGCGCGAGUCGAAGACCGCCAACCACUUCGUCAAAUACAUGGUGCGGAACCUUUCCGUGAACCAGAGACAGAUGCAGAAGCACAUCAAGUCUAUCAGCAAGAACUUAGACAAGAUGGCCAAGAGCCUCAGCCAGGCGAAAGACUUCGAGGGCUCCCUGGGCUCCGACGCCUACACCUCCGAGGCUUCGAGCAUGUCUGGUGCCAGCGACCGGAGCCGGAGAGCGAAGAACUCGAUAGCCAUGGAAGCCCCGCAGAGGGCUGGGGCGACUCUGGAGUCUGGGGACGGGAGCUCGACAGCAUCCCCGUGUGUCACGGCCGGCUUCGACGAGAGUAUCCGGGAGUUAGAUGCCUUGAUGGCAAACCUCAGGCAGCAGCUGGAAGACGUUCGGAGCGGCUUCAUCGCAAGCCUCGGCACCGGCCCCCGUGCACAGCCUCAGGAAGAGUCAGGGCCUGCAGAGCCCAUGGUUGUGGAUGUGAUUUUGCCCGAGCCCGGCAAAGUUUCAUUUUGCGAAGAUAGCCUGGCUCGUCGCUU